Molecule: messenger RNA, 1308 nt
Organism: Alosa sapidissima (American shad)
Lineage: Eukaryota; Metazoa; Chordata; Actinopteri; Clupeiformes; Clupeidae
Product: natural killer cell receptor 2B4-like
Exons: 4
Coding region: 67-888 (273 amino acids)
Source: RefSeq, a predicted model, not a curated record
CAAUCACAGCACAGAGAUCAGCUCAUAUGAACAGACCAGCCAAUCACAGCACAGAGAUCAGCUCAUAUGAACAGGCCAGUCGCUUGGUCACAUCAGACAGAGAUCAACAGAGAUCGACGGCUGUACGGAAUCUUCUGGGUCGUGAUGUUUCUUCUGCUGGUCAUUGGACUGAUGAGCACCACUGGGCCUGCAGUGUCUGCAGCUGAGCUGCUUGUGCUGGAGGGAGGAUCAGUCACUCUGAAUGUGACAGGACAUGAAGACAAACAUGACUUAAAAAGAAUGUCAUGGAGUUUUUAUGAACAAGAGAUUGUGGUGUACAGCCAUAAAAACAGUGAUGUGGAUUAUGACUGUGUUUAUGAAGCCAGAAUGGAGUUUGAUGUGAACACCUUCUCCCUGCGGCUGAAGAAUCUGCAGAAGACGGACUCUGGACUCUACAAAGCAGAGAAGGCUUUACAUGGAAAACAAAAAGAGACUGUAGCUGAAUACAGGAUUUAUGUCCUGGAGCCUGCAGCAGCCCCCACUCUGACUGUGGUGUCUAACUGGUCCAGCAGUGACUCCUGUAGUGUGACUCUAAACUGCACAGGACUCAACGUGUCUCUGAUCUCCAGCUGUAACGGCAUCGUCUGCUCUCAGGAGGAAGGAGUCACAUCCCUCUCCAUCUCUCUCAACCACAGCACUGUCUCCUGUAACCAUAGCAACCCUGUUAGCUGGAGCCAGGCCACCAUGGACCUUAAACCACUCUGCCCACUGUACAGAGAUGAUUUAGCGCCCCCUGCUGGAAUGUCUCCAUGUCUGCUGAAGGCCCUGCUGGUGACUGUAGUUCUGAUCACCAUGGUUACUGCUGUCAUCACUGUUCACAUCAGAGUGAAACUUGAUAAAUCAAAAUAAAUGUGUACGCACACACAAAAAGCUCACAGGAAUCGAAUCCGACACAAACAUCCGAGUCUCCGAGCUUAAAAUCCAACCUGUCUUUCCGUCUUUGUGUUCAAGUCAUUUUUCCCCUGUGGGAGGUCGGAAUGUGGCGUGAAGGCUAUAAUAUGCUGCUCCUAUAGGCUAUGCUCCUAUAGGCUAUAGGCUAUGCUCUUAUAGGCUAUGCUCCUAUAUGCUAUGUUCCUAAAGGCUAUGCUCUUAUAGGCUAUGCUCCUAUAGGCUAUGCUCCGUAGCCGAUUGUGCAAUUGGUUGGGUGAGGACGUAGACUACAGUAGGCUGUGUGUGUGUGUGAGAGGGAGGAGGGAGGCGUGUGUGAUAGCGUGUGUGUGUUGCCAUCAUAAGUGUAGUCCAGUUUACUUCACCUGUACAGUAUGUUGU